Lates calcarifer (barramundi perch) is the source of this 1039-nucleotide messenger RNA. It is a transcript of the gene chchd2, whose product is annotated as coiled-coil-helix-coiled-coil-helix domain containing 2. Lineage: Eukaryota; Metazoa; Chordata; Actinopteri; Centropomidae. The record is from RefSeq and is a predicted model, not a curated record. Gene Ontology annotation, biological process: positive regulation of transcription by RNA polymerase II; mitochondrion organization. Bases 120 to 620 code for a protein of 166 amino acids. Gene Ontology annotation, cellular component: mitochondrion; nucleus. Gene Ontology annotation, molecular function: sequence-specific DNA binding. The transcript is spliced from 4 exons.
AUGAUGUAACACAUGGAAAGUUCCGGACUAACUAAAGGUCGAGUUAACGUGACAGCAGCUGAACACUACGUCUGUUUUUAUCAACCAGAAAAACUAAUAAAUAUACUAACAAUUUAAAAAUGCCGAGAGGAAGCAGAAGCCGGACAUCCAGGAUGCCCCCUCCAGCCAGUCGGGCACCGCCAUCACCACCACCUAUGGCCAGGGCUGCACCCCCUCCCCCCAGUGUUCCAAUGCAGGCUCCUCCGUCUGCUGUGGGUGCUCCAGCCGCAGCACCCAGGCAGCCGGGUAUGUUUGCCCAGAUGGCGUCUACAGCUGCAGGUGUGGCAGUGGGCUCUGCUGUAGGACACACCAUCGGCCACGCCAUGACUGGAGGCUUCAGUGGAGGACACUCAGAGCCUGCCAGGCCUGACGUCACAUACCAGGAGCCGUACCAGGCUCAGCCCAUGUACCAGCAGCAGCCACAGUCCAUGUACCAGCAGGAGGCUCCUCAGCAGCAGCAGGCAUGCUCCUAUGAGCUCAAACAGUUCAUUGAGUGCGCCCAAAACCAGAGCGACCUCAAACUGUGCGAGGGCUUUGGUGAAGUGCUGAAACAGUGCAGGUUCGCUAAUGGUCUGUCUUGAGAUGGAGACAAAACCCCGGAGAGUGAAGAGCACGUACAACACUGCAAUAAGCAACUCUACUGGAUACUAACUGGGUGUGAUUCACAAGCGAACAAUAAACAGGCUUUAUUUUGACAGUUGAUUAUCAUCAGAUAAAACAAGUAAUUGUAUUCAUUUCUCAGGAGAGUGCUGCAGAGCUUGUAAUCAUAGUCUUAUAAAUAAUGUUUAUAUAUAUUUGGUGUUGCAUGUUUUGAGUUGAUUUCAGUUGUCAGUGUUUUUCAUCAGCUUUAGUGCUUUUAAUUUAAAUUUCCUCUCAUAUAUUUCAAAGUGAACUGUUAGUAGAACAUGAUAACUUAGUUUCCAUUUCCUGGGUAAUAGGAGUCCACAGUUUUAUUGCAACAAGUUUAGGUUUAAAAAUAAUAAAGCACUUGGAUCAUGAA